This is a messenger RNA of Ostreococcus lucimarinus CCE9901, 561 nucleotides long. RefSeq lists its product with no specific name. Bases 1 to 561 code for a protein of 186 amino acids. The record is from RefSeq and is a predicted model, not a curated record. The transcript has a single exon. NCBI's taxonomy places the organism in Eukaryota, Viridiplantae, Chlorophyta, Mamiellophyceae, Mamiellales, Bathycoccaceae.
AUGCGCGCGACGCCGCGCGCGCGCGCGCGCGUCGCGACGCCGCGACGUCGGCGACGACCGCGCGCGGUGACGCCGAUCGCGUCGGCGUCGUCGGACGCGCGGCGCGCGACGCGACGCGUCGCGCUGACGACGACGGCGAUCGCGCUCGCGGCGUUCGGCGACGCGCGCGACGCGCGCGCGCGGCCGCUCGCGGUCGUCGAGGCGCGCGACGCGGUGGCGCGCGACGGCGGACGGUUUACGUUUGAGAUCGAGCUUCCGAGGGGGUAUCACUUCACGGAGGGCGCGAACUCGAGGUACGAGACGACGGCGGCGGCGAGCGGGACGAGGGGCGCGCUGGAGGGCGACGGCGGAGCGAAGAGGACGGUGGUCGUGCGCGCGGCGGAGGGGGUGAACGAGGCGCGCGUGGAUUGCGUGGUGUAUUUUUGUCGAACGGAUGACGUGUGCCUGAUGCAGCGCGUGCGGUUCGAGGUGCCGGUGGCGACGGGGGGGGCGAGCGAGACGACGGCGGAGUACGUCGUCGCGGCGGAGGCGAACGACGCGGCGGUGCCGAGUUUUGAUUGA